AUCACCCCAUGCCCCAUACGAGCGUUCUGAUCACCGCCAUACCGCAUACCAGCAUCCUGAUCACCCUCAUACCCCAUACCAGCAUCCUGCCUACUGCCAUACCAGCAUCCUGAUCACCCCAUACGAGCGUUCUGAUCACCGCCAUACCCCAUACCAGCAUCCUGCUCACCCACAUACCAGCAUCCUACCUACUGCCAUACCAGCAUGAUGAUCACCCCAUACGAGCAUUCUGAUCACCACCAUACCGCAUACCAGCAUCCUGAUCACCCUCAUACCCCAUACCAGCAUCCUGAUCACCCCAUACCCCAUACGAGCAUUCUGAUCACCGCCAUACCCCAUACCAGCACCCUGAUCACCCUCAUACCCCAUACCAGCAUCCUGACUACUGCCAUGCCAGCGUCCUGAUCACUGCCAUACCUCAUACUAAUGUCCUGAUCACUGCCAUACCAGCGUCCUGAUUACUACAAUGCGUCAUACCAGUCACAUGAUGACACCA
Staurois parvus is the source of this 496-nucleotide messenger RNA. The record is from the annotation of a GenBank genome assembly. NCBI's taxonomy places the organism in Eukaryota, Metazoa, Chordata, Amphibia, Anura, Ranidae.